UCAACUUCCUGUCUGUAGAUUGCUUGGCUGGAUCAAGACCUAGGCUUGUAAUGUUUACCGUAGGGCCUAUGGGCACUGGGCGCCGACUGCAGGCUACUUCAACUGUGACAAGCACGUCUGCCAUAUUAGUUCCAACACCGUCAUCAGUGCUUUCCUUACCACCUCACAAGAGUAGGCAUACAAGCUAAAAGAGAUUCCAAUUCCUCAUAAUCAAUCAAGCCAAUGACAAUGACCAAUGAUUUGUGGAGCUAGAUCUAGAGUACUGUCUGGGCAAUCGAGAUCUAAAUCUAGAUCUAGACCUGUUUUUAUGGACUUUCAAAUUUAGUUUCCUUCACCCAGUCCCAGUGUUUUUCCCGGAUUCAUUCAUUUUGUGUAAUUUUGCCUGUAGUAGCCUUCUAUUCCCGAAGUUUUAGGAAGCCUUAUUUACGUAACACUGUGCUAUAAUUUAUUGCGUUGGGUUUCAGAACUGAAAUUGAACUUACUCCAUGACUGAAACUCUUCCUCUACCUCAAUCAAAAGAUCUUGGUGCAUCAAAGUCAAAGUUUUUCUUUCAACAUUCAAGUUCUACAUUGUCAACUUUUGAUUAUUCAUAAUGUCUGAAGGCAUCUGCAGAACACCCCUCUGGGAUACCAACGUGACUUGGGACACAACCACCCCAGACUUCACACCCUGCUUUCAAAAGUCUAUCUUGGCCCUAAUACCAUGUGCUUUCCUUUUUCUCAUGGCACCAAUUCGGUUGUAUCUGCUGUUUCGAAAGCGCAACCAAAAAAUUGGCUGGAAUUGGUGCAACAUACUCAAAGUGGUGGUGACUUGUGUACUUAUCGCCUUUGCUGCCUUUGAGUGCAUAUUUGCAGGCAUUGAGAAAGGCCAAGGGGAUGACAUUGCUAUCAUUGACAUCGUCUCUCCUCUCAUAGUCAUGUUUACCAUGAUGCUGGCUCUGUUCAUUUUGGGAAUUGAGCGCAAGAAAGGUGUACGAAGCUCAGGUGUCUUGGUCUUGUUCUGGCUGUUGUUCUUGUUCUGUGGCUUCCUGCGACUCAUUAGUGUCAUUCGACAAGCAUCUAGAGAGGAUGAUGUUCCUCCUUCCAUUUUCAUUCACUAUCCGUGCUUGUUGUUUGCAUUCAUACUGAACUUGUUUGUAGAUGAUCCUCCUCAAGUUGGAGACGGAAGUGAAGACCAAAAUCCGAGUCCAGAGAAGAAUUCAUCUUUCUUGUCGCAGAUUACUUUCUGGUGGUUCACCAGUUUGAUAGUCCAGGGCUACAGGAGACCUCUGACUCAAGAUGACCUCUGGUCUCUGAACAAUGAAGACAAGACGGAAUACUUAGCUCACAAAUUCUAUAAGAAAUGGAAUCUUACGAAAGAGGUAAAUCCGUCACCAGUAGCAAACGGUGAUAUACUGGAGACCAGCUUUAUCUACAAAGAAGGGAGUGCUAUUCUUGCUCCAUACAAUCCCCACCUGGAUGAGUCAAAGACACCAAAACGUAGCUUGUUCUCGGCUCUCGUCCGGACCUACUUUUGGUCCUUUAUGAUGGCAGCUGCAUUCAAGUUUAUCUAUGACUGUUUGGUGUUUUUGAGCCCCCAGUUGCUGAAACUUCUCAUCCAGUUUGUCAGCUCAGAGGAGUACACCUGGCGGGGCUACUUCUACGCCUCCUUGCUGCUCUUCAUUGCUCUGGUGCAGUCCAUCCUGCUUCAUCAGUACUUCCACGCUACCUUCCUGCUGGGAAUGAGGCUGAGGUCGACUAUAAUUUCGGUCAUUUACAGAAAGACUCUACGUCUGUCGAAUGCAGCAAAGAAGACAUCCACUGUGGGUGAGAUAGUCAACUUGAUGUCAGUAGAUGCCCAGCGCUUCAUGGACCUGACCACGUACCUACACAUGUUCUGGUCGGGGCCUUUCCAGAUCAGCGUGGCUCUGUACUUCCUGUGGCAGACUCUGGGGCCAUCUGCCUUGGCAGGAAUCGGUGUCAUGAUUCUGCUGAUCCCCAUCAAUGCUGUCAUUGCUCACCUGACUCGAAAGUAUCAGAUAGAACAGAUGGUUCUGAAGGAUGCUAGAAUCAAACUGAUGAACGAAGUUCUCAAUGGCAUCAAGGUGCUUAAGCUCUAUGCUUGGGAAGGCUCCUUCCAAGACAAAGUCCUCGAGAUCCGAAACAAAGAGCUGCAUGUGUUGAAGAAAGCUGCUUACCUCAAUGCUACCAGUUCUUUCUUCUGGACUUGUGCUCCUAUUUUGGUGUCAUUGUCUACUUUUGCUGUUUACGUCAUGUCAUCCGAGGACAACAUUCUGGAUGCAGAAAAAGCCUUUGUGUCUCUUGCACUCUUCAAUAUUUUGCGGUUCCCCUUGUCGAUGGUACCAAAUGUCAUCACCAAUAUGGUGCAGGCCAAUGUGUCCCUGAAGAGGCUUCAAGCAUUUGUGGACAACACAGAACUAGACGCCGAAUGUGUGGAGAAAGAUGAGUUCCUCAAGCCAUCCAUCAAGAUUGAAAACGCCAGCUUCAGUUGGGAAGAAGGGAACACCACUCUUUCAAAUAUCCGUUUGGAAGCAGAGGAAGGAUCCCUUGUGGCAGUUGUGGGAGCUGUGGGAGCUGGGAAGUCUUCACUUUUGGCAGCGAUGUUAGGAGAGAUGGACAAGAUCUCUGGUACUGUCAGUACACGGGGUUCUGUGUCCUAUGUAGCUCAACAAGCCUGGAUUCAAAAUGAGACUUUGCAGAACAAUAUUCUAUUCAACAAGCCUUUGGACUCAUCUAUGUAUGAGGAAGUGGUGGAUGCCUGUGCACUGCGUACUGACCUCAGCAUUUUACCUGGUGGUGAUCAGACAGAGAUUGGAGAGAAGGGCAUCAACCUUUCUGGUGGUCAGAAGCAACGGGUGUCCUUGGCUCGAGCCGUGUACCAGGACACGGACGUGUAUCUCAUGGACGACCCGCUGAGUGCUGUUGACUCUCACGUUGGGAAACACUUGUUUGACAAGGUCAUAGGGCCCAACGGCAUGCUGAAGGGAAAGACAAGAAUUCUGGUCACCCAUGGCAUUGGCUUUUUGCCCCAAGUGGACAAGAUAGUGGUACUAGUCAACGGCUGUGUGUCAGAGACUGGAUCAUUUUCUGAGCUGAUGAGUCAUAAUGGGGCAUUUGCAGAUUUCCUUCGCAACUACCUUACAGAAGAACUGGAAGAAGGAGAUGGAGGGGUGCAAGAUGAAGAAGGGCUGUCCAGGACUGGCUCUGAGGUGAUGAGCAUCCGAGAUGAGAUCUUGUCUCAGCUGGGUUCACAGGUGGAUGACAGUAUCACCUUACAGAAGCAGGUCUCCAUUAUCAGCGAUCGCUUGCGCACUGAGUCUGAGAUGUCCAGGGGCAGCAACACGUCGCUGAACCACACAACCAGCUCUCCAGGGCUCAAACGAAGAAACAAGGUGUCGGACAGGAUGGCAAACGGGGAGGAGGAGAAGUUGCUGAAGGAACAUGAGAAGAAAGAUGAUGAGAAACUAGUCAAAGUCGAAUCCGUUGAAACAGGAAGGGUGAAGAUGUCUGUGUUCCUGGCCUAUCUGCGUGCGGUGGGCCCUGUGCUCACCGCCCUCAUCAUCAUGUUCUAUGUCCUGUACAAUGGGGCUAGCAUCUACUCCAACAUCUGGCUGAGUCAGUGGAGCAACGACGCUCGCAACCCCAACAUCACGAAGGAUGAGGACAACCGCAACAUGAGGCUCGGCGUCUAUGGAGCUCUGGGCUUGGUUCAAGGUAUAAUGGUGUACAUCACAGCGCUGAUGCGCAUGCUGGGGGCAGUCAAGGCCACGGGGAUGCUCCACCUGGGUCUGCUGCUAAAUGUGCUGGCCAGCCCCAUGAGCUUCUUUGACACCACGCCCACUGGCCGCAUCGUCAAUCGCUUCAGCAAGGAUGUAGACACACUGGAUGUGAUCAUCCCCAUGAUCUUUGGGAUGUUCCUUAUGUGUUUCUUCAACACCUUGUCCACCAUCCUGGUCAUCUCCUUCUCCACACCGCUGUUUCUGGCCGUCAUAGUUCCACUGAUGGUCUUCUACUAUUUUGUCCAGAGAUUCUACGUGGCGUCCUCGAGACAGUUGAAGAGGCUGGAGUCUGUGAGUCGCUCUCCCAUCUACUCUCAUUUUGGUGAGACCAUCACUGGGGCCAUGACAAUCCGUGCAUUUGGUCAGGAGGCACUCUUCAUUAAGGAGUCACAGGACAAGGUGGACCUCAACCAGAUCUCUUACUUCCCCAGCAUUGUGUCCAACAGGUGGCUGGCUAUCCGUUUGGAGUUUGUGGGAAACUUUAUCAUUUUCUUUGCCUCAUUGUUUGCUGUCAUUGGCCGUGACCACCUGAGCCCUGGCAUUGUGGGGCUUUCCAUCACCUAUGCUAUGAAUGUGACUCAAACGUUAAACUGGAUGGUGCGCAUGACCUGUGAGCUGGAGACCAACAUUGUGGCUGUAGAGAGGAUCAAGGAGUACACUGAGACCCAAACAGAGGCUGACUGGGUUAUUGAGGGCAAGCGCCCGUCGGCAGAGUGGCCGGAGAAAGGAGUGGUCAAGUUCAAGGACUAUAAAGUCCGUUACAGAGAAGGUUUGGACCUGGUACUUAAAGGCAUCGAUUGUGAGAUAAAGUCUGGGGAGAAGAUUGGCAUUGUGGGGAGAACUGGAGCUGGUAAAUCUUCCCUUACUCUGGCCCUGUUCCGAAUCAUAGAGGCCGCUGGAGGUAGCAUCAGUGUUGAUGGAAUAGACAUUUCUACCAUUGGGCUUCAUGACCUGCGGUCAAAACUGACCAUUAUUCCUCAGGAUCCAGUCUUGUUUUCCGGCACGCUUCGGAUGAACCUGGAUCCUUUUGAGAAUCGUACCGACGAGGACAUCUGGUCUGCUCUGGAACAUGCUCACCUCAAGACUUUUGUGUCCGGGCUGGCCGAAGGCCUUCUGUUUGAGUGCUCUGAGGGUGGUGAAAAUCUGAGUGUCGGUCAACGUCAGCUGGUGUGCCUGGCCCGAGCUCUCCUCCGGAAGACUCAGGUUCUUAUCCUUGACGAGGCCACUGCGGCUGUAGACCUGGAGACUGAUGACCUCAUCCAGGCCACCAUCCGCACAGAGUUUGAGCACUGCACUGUGCUCACCAUCGCCCAUCGCCUCAACACGAUCAUGGAUUACACAAGAAUCAUGGUCCUGGAUGCCGGCACGAUCCACGAGUUUGACAGUCCUCAGGCCCUGCUGCAGGACACAUCAUCUGUUUUCCACAGCAUGGCCAAAGAUGCUGGUCUAGUCUAGAAUUCUAACUUCAUUGUCUGCAUCUCAAGCAAGCUGAUCUGCCAAUGUGUAAAAACGUACUGUUGUGUGUCCAUGAUGUUAAUUUCACCCAGUAAAGGAGCUAUGUGCUGUACUGGGGGGUUUUCCAAGUUGUAUUCUGCUGGAUAUGCAUGCAUGCAAUUGGGUCAUUUAUAGUGAUCGCCUUUGUUUUCUCAAUACUCUUAAGGUGGACAGAUUGUCACUUCAAAAUUCUCAUAUCUAAAGUGGAAGUAUUUGCCUGACAGGGUCUGAUAUAAUUUUUAUUCCAGCUUUACUUGUAAGAUCUUACUAAAUAUUUGAAGAUGUUUGAAGAUGGCUAUGUAUCUAAACACUUUGAUAGUGUAUGUACAUAGCUAGCUAUAGACACAGAUACGAUGACUUUCUAACUAUCAUAGUCAGCUUUCUUCGUGUUUACAUUAGAUUUCUAGUCAACGUCAGAUUUUAAAUUUAUUUCAUGAUUCAUUUCUUUCUGAUAGAUAGCUAUUUCUUUUUUCUUGGAUAGAACCCUUAAGAAGAGUUAUUAGUUUCCAAGUAAUUAUUUUCUUACUUGAACAACCUUAAUAUCAAGGAAAAUAUUAAAGAGCCACUGAAGAACUUUUAGAAUGACAAACUGAUGGUUAUACUUUUUAGAAUCUUUUUGAUAUUGUUUUAGUAGUCAAGGAACUGAUUUAGUAAAUAAGAAAUCCCACUUUAGUGCAGGGAAAAAGAAUUAAGUAAAGUAUUAUAAUUUAAAUGGGGCAUGACUCGUUAUAUGAUAGUGCAUUAUUAUUAGCGGCCGAAAGAUUGAGAUUUUUACCCGACAAUUUACUUUUUCCCUAGAUGGCUUCAGGCCUUGUCUGAUCAAAUUUUGUACGAUGGUCUACUUUAUUGUCACAUACUAUCAGCACUACUUUAUUGAAAUUGAUGAUAAGAUUAAGGUGAUGUGGAGUAUGGCAUGCCCUGAAGCUACUGUUAUGGAUCUCUCCACCGAAGAGCCUAUUCUUUUUGUAGCCUGGUUUGUUGUGGAAUCUUAUUAUGCUUCAAUGUAAUAGAGUUUUGGGUAUGACUGAAUGGAAGUGAUGGAUGGUUGUAACUAUUAUGUAGUGUGUAAAGAAUACUUUUUUUUCUGUUGCCUUGUGGUUUAUAACAGAAGGACUCUGUUACAUAAUGCAGACCUGCCACUCAUCCCGAUUUAAUCGGGAUAUCCCGAUUUAAUCGGGAUAUCCCGAUUUUUGGCCCCAAAUCUCAAGCAUCCCGAUUUUCCCGAUUUCGAUCGCCAGUAUCCUGAUUUUUUGUGGUUGCGUCUGUUCCGACCGAUUCUUAGAAAAAAAUA
Messenger RNA from Aplysia californica (California sea hare), 6563 nucleotides. RefSeq names its product multidrug resistance-associated protein 1. Gene Ontology annotation, cellular component: membrane. The transcript has 33 exons. NCBI's taxonomy places the organism in Eukaryota, Metazoa, Mollusca, Gastropoda, Aplysiida, Aplysiidae. The coding region runs from base 593 to 5233 and encodes 1546 amino acids. Gene Ontology annotation, biological process: transmembrane transport. Gene Ontology annotation, molecular function: ATP hydrolysis activity; ABC-type transporter activity; ATP binding. The record is from RefSeq and is a predicted model, not a curated record.